AUGCAGCAUUUUCUCUCUUCUGCUGCUGAGGAUUUGGAGGCCGAAGACUACAGCCUGUCUCCGUGUACACGCCAGCGGCGGCAAUCAGCAGCAACAGCAGCAGCAGCAGCAGCAGCAGCAGCAGCAGCAGCAGCAGCAGGAUUCUCUCCUAUACCUUCAGAGGCCCCCCCUCUUGCUGUGUCUUCUCCCCGCCCCCUUCGUCGUAGUUUACUGCAGCAGCAGGCAGCAGCUGUUGCUGGAGCAGCAGCAGCAGCUGCUUCUGCUGCAGCAGCAGCAGCAGCAGCAGCAGCAAGUCGAAUAGGCAUGGGUAGACGCAAAAGCUGGUUGCUGCUGCUGCUGCUGCUGCUGCUGGGUGUUCUUCUGUGUGUGCUGCUGCUGCUGUGGUGGCUGCCGCUCAGCUCGCAGCAGCAGCAGCAGCAGCAGAAGCAGCAGCAGCAGCAGAACGGCUUCACCCAGGGGACCUUCUCCUCUGCGUGGCAGCAGGACGAGACAAACCCAGCAGCAGCAGCAGCAGCAGCAGCAGACACAGCAGCAGCAGCAGCAGCAGGAGCAGGAGCAGCAGCAGCAACAUGGGGGGGAAGAAGAAAGCAGCAGAGCGGCACGUACUUUGUGCAGCAUCUCCCUGGCUAUUCUGCUGCUGCUGCGAUGCCUGCUGCUGAUGCAGCAGCAGCAGCAGCAGCAGCAGCAGCAGCAGCAGCACAUGGUGGUAGUCUGGACGUGCUGCUGUCUUCCCCUCUCUCAGCUUCUUCUGCAGCACUUGCUGCUGGUUCAUCAGCAGCAGAACUGCAGCAGCAGCAGCAGCAGCAGCAGCAGCAGCAGCAAGACUUAAAAGAGGGUAGUCUUGACGUGCUGCUGUCUUCCCCUCUCUCAGCUUCUUCUGCAGCACUUGCUGCGGGUUCAUCAGCAGCAGAACUGCAGCAGCAGCAGCAGCAGCAGCAGCAGCAGCAGCAAGACUUAAAAGAUGUAGCUUUGCCUGUCCCUUUUGCUGCUCCACCGCAGCAGCAGCAGCUGCAGCAGCAGCAGCAGCAAUCUGUUCUUCUUUCUCUAGGUUCUCGUGCUGCUACUUUUCCUACUCUCUCCCCAACCCCGGGUAUUUCUUUUGUUGCACCGCAGCAACAGCAGCAGCAGCAGCAGCAGCAGCAGGAGCAGCAGCAGCAGCAGCAGCAGCAGCAGCAGCAGCAGCAGUUGCUGCUGCAGCAGCUAGAAGCUGAGGGGUGGAGGGGAGAGCUGGGGGCCCUCGCAGACUACAACAACGACAUGCAUGUAGACUUUAUCUUCAUCGGCAGCAGCGCGCACCUGCACGGCUGCAGCAGCAGCAGCAGCAGCAGCAGCAGCAGCAGCAGCAGCAGUAGUACAGGAGCCCCCAACAGCAGCAGCAGCAGCAGCAGCAACAGCAGCAGCAGCAGCAGCAGCAGCAGCAAAAGAGGAGAUGCAUGCGGCAGCACAAUAUCUGUGUACACAUGGAGCCCUGAGCUGCUGCAGUUUAAGCAUGAGGUGUCUGUACACCUGAAAGAGACAGUAGAUAGUAUUGUUGCUGUUGAUUGGGAUAGAGACGGCAGAAUAGAUAUUCUUGCUGUGACCAUUGGACCACCUGCUGCUGCUGCUGCUGCUGCUGCUGCUGCUGCUGCUGCUGCUGGUGCUGGUGCUGGCGGUGGUGGUGGUGCUGCUGCUGCUGGCGGUGGUGAGAGGGGUGGGGAUCGGGUUGCUGCAGGUACACCUGCUGCAGCAGAAACCACAGCAACUGCAGCAGCAACUGCUGCUGCAGCAGCAGCAGCAUCCGCUCCAACAGCAGCAGCAGCAGCAGCAGCAGCAGCAGCAGGAGAGAGAACAUACGGGCUUGUUGCUUUCAUACAAAGGCCGACGGGGGCCCUUGAGAGGGUUUGGUCUAGCUACGAGUUUGUUGAGUUGCUGCUGCAGCACAGACACAGAAACAGACUGCUGCAGCAGCAGCAGCAGCAGCAGCAGCAGCAACAGCAGCAGCUGCAGAUACACGCGGCAGAAGAAAGCGGAAAUCCUUCUGCUGCUGGGGAGACAGCAGCAGCAGCAGCAGCAGCAGAUCCAGCUGCUGCAGCAGAGGCAGCAGAACCCCCUGCAGGAGCAGCAGCAGCAGCACGAGCAGCAGCAGCAACAGCAGCAGCAGCACCCGUAGCAGCAGGAGAAGGACUUGCAGCCUGGGGUGAAUCUCAGCAGCAGCAGCAGCAGCAGCAGCAGCAGCAGGAACAGCAGCUGCAGAUACGCGCGGCAGAAGAAAGCGCAAAUCCUUCUGCUGCUGGGGAGACAGCAGCAGCAGCAGCAGCAGCAGAUCCAGCUGCUGCAGCACAGGCAGCAGAACCCCCUGCAGCAGCAGCAGCAGCAGCACGAGCAGCAGCAGCAACAGCAGCAGCAGCACCCGUAGCAGCAGGAGAAGGACGAGCAGCAGCAGCAGCAGCAACAGCAGCAGCAGCAGCAGCAGCAGCAGCAGCAGCAGCAGCAGCUACCUGGGGUGAAUCUGUUGAUACUACUACUACUACUCCUGCUCCUGCUGCAGCAGCAGCACCAGCACCAGCACCAGCAGCAGCAGCAGCAGCAGCAGCUGCUGCUGCUGCUGCUGCUGCUGCUGCUGCUGGUGAGUCUGUUGCUGCAGCACUAACAGAUGAAGAGCUGCUGCUGUGUAGCUUCUCUAGCAUCCAUCCCCUUGUUGCUGAUUUAACUUUUGAUUACUACCCCGACAUGCUAGCUCAAGCAGCAGCAGCAAACAGCAGCAGCAGCAGCAGCAGCAGCAGCAGCAGCAGCAGCAGCAGCAGCAGCAGCAGGAGGUAUUUUCGUUUUUAUUGGGAGAAUCUAAGCAGCAAAGGAAUUGAGGGCUUCGCCCCCAAACGCGUUUCUGCUGCUCCUUCUUUGUUUCUUACAACGAAACUGCAGCAGCAGCAGCAGCAGCAGCAGCAACAGCAGCAGCAGCAGCAGCAGCAGCAGCAGCAGCAACCCUCACAGCAGUGCUAUUGCUGA
This is a messenger RNA of Eimeria mitis, 2985 nucleotides long. RefSeq lists its product as uncharacterized. Gene Ontology annotation, molecular function: transcription cis-regulatory region binding. Gene Ontology annotation, cellular component: nucleus. Gene Ontology annotation, biological process: regulation of transcription by RNA polymerase II. The transcript has 8 exons. NCBI's taxonomy places the organism in Eukaryota, Apicomplexa, Conoidasida, Eucoccidiorida, Eimeriidae. The coding region runs from base 1 to 2985 and encodes 994 amino acids. The record is from RefSeq and is a predicted model, not a curated record.